This is a messenger RNA of Cloeon dipterum, 509 nucleotides long. RefSeq lists its product as uncharacterized. Lineage: Eukaryota; Metazoa; Arthropoda; Insecta; Ephemeroptera; Baetidae. The record is from RefSeq and is a predicted model, not a curated record. The transcript has 3 exons. Bases 18 to 440 code for a protein of 140 amino acids.
AUGGAGUUUUCAAAAAGAUGUGUAACAAAACCAUUUUCUACAACUCACCAAUCCCGGGCAAUUUCGAGAAUUUUGUAUACCUUUGCCACUCACAGGAAAGGCCAAGCAAACAUUGGCUGCCGAAAUCCAUGGAAGAAAUCAUGUGUGUCAUUCGGAACUUACCGGAAGGGUUUUAUAAACAUGCAUUGUGGGUAAUAGCGCAGAAGAACUACUGCCAAUCAACAUUUUCCUUUUGCAGCAUGCCGCAUGAUGACAAUUAUGUCAAGUUUAAUUCAAGUUUACUUCCAUGGGCGCCAAAAGCCUUUAACAGCACAAGAGAAAAAUCUUUUGCCUGUCUUAGUAUAACGUACAAAAUUGUAAACAAAACAGAUUUCCUGAGUCUAGAGUUUCAAGAAAAAAAUUGUUCUUCGACGGCACUUGGCAUUUGUGAAGUAAUUUAGUAAUUUCAUAAAACAAUAUACAUCUGUUAUCUUGCUACAAAAUCAGGCUUUUAGAAUCCCUUGUGAAAU